Varroa destructor (honeybee mite) is the source of this 855-nucleotide messenger RNA. RefSeq names its product mitochondrial ribosomal protein L50 (gene mRpL50). Lineage: Eukaryota; Metazoa; Arthropoda; Arachnida; Mesostigmata; Varroidae. The record is from RefSeq and is a predicted model, not a curated record. Gene Ontology annotation, cellular component: mitochondrion; mitochondrial large ribosomal subunit.
UUCGUUCAUGCGAAUAUGGCCGCCUCCAUAAUCAGGUGGAAGAUGGUCUGCGCAGGCAUUGCCCGGGUUGUGAGAUGGACCAAUUUUAGGACUAAUGUAGCUUUUUUGGGUCAGGUUUCGACGCGAACGGGAGUGAGUUAUGUAAAGCUUGUCAAAAAAAAAGUAUAUUACGAUGGCGACCGAAUCCCCGACAGUACAUUCGCCCAGGGAUCCCUCGACGCGUUAGCUGCUAGGGGGUUCUGUCGAACCCGAAAAGCUUACGAUCCGCCGGCUGAUAUCGAAAAUCGUCUGCGCGAAGUCGUCGGUCGUCUUCUUCCAUCUGCUGUAAAUCAAGACUGGUCGAAGGUGCCGGUGUCUGGCAAAGAGAAGAUGGCACUGCUAGCCGAGUGCACGCGGGCAUUCUCUCACUCAGUCCCCAAUCCUGAACUCAGGGACAUUCGCAGUGUUGGUGAUGUCGCUAAGUUCUUCCGGACGCCUGUCGACGCACUGAACCCGUACGAUCUGCUAAUUCAUGCCAAACCUGGCGAAUUGCCAAGUAAUCUGUGUGUGAUCCCUGAUGGCAUUCGUUUCAAGCCAGGCUCGGUCGGACCAGAAUCGCUUGGACCGGGAGGUUUGUUUAAGGGUAUUCCUGCGUAUCCUGGUUCGAGUACCACCAUGUCAGGUUUACGCGCCCGCAAGAAAUACGGCCCCGGUUUUAAGAUCGAUCGAGAGUGGCCAUACGAAGUCACACUUGACAAGAUAUAGUUGAGACAUGUAUCUAAGGCUGACGUGCUCAUCAUGUUGUAUUAAUUAAUAAGACGGGUUGUAUAAAUGAAGACGCAGCGCGUAGAAUAAAAUAACUUUUAGAUAUUCCUA